CGGGCGAUGGAGCGCGGGGCCGUGCGGGCCAUGGCGGCCCGGCUGGGCCUGGCCGAGCCCGCCCUGCUCAGAAAAGCUGAGGAGUAUCUGCGGCUGUCCCAGGUGAAGUGCACGGGGUUCAUGGCUCAAAUGACGGCGACAAGCAGUGCUGUGAUGUGCCUGGACCUGGCGGCGAGUUUCAUGAAACAACCAGUUGACAAAAGCUAUUGUGUUAAACUCUCUGGUUUGAACAAGACCACCUACCAGAGCUCCAUGAAGUCUUUGGAGUGUUUGCUAGAGGUGAACCAAAAGCUGGGGAUGCGAGAUUUGGCUGUGCAGUUUUGCUGCUCAGAGGCAGUGAAGAUGGCUUCAGAAAUCCUGCAGAGGUAUGAAUGCAGCCUCUCCGAAGCACAGCGAGUGGACCUGGAUUUCUCCAAACCCCUGUUUCUAACAGCUGCACUGUGCACUGCCUGCAGGUGUUUGAAGCUAAAAGUGGACAAAACUAAAAUGUUGGCUACAUCUGGAGUGAAAAAAGCCAUAUUUGACCGGCUGUGCAAUCAGCUGGAGAAGAUAAGCCAGCAACUCAGCAAAGAUGUUCCAGUGGCUGCAGAGACACCUGACAGCUUGCGGAGCGCCCUGGAGCAGUGUGAGCAGGAAGCUGACUCUGAAGAGGAUGAGGAAAUGCCAUGUAAACGGCCAAAGACUGAAACAAAUCAGGACUAUGAAGAAUGGAAAAAGAAAAUCCUGGAAAACGCUGCUAAGGCGCAAGAGACAAGGAGAAGUGAGUCUGUAAUGCCAGCCAGUAAUGUAACUGCUGCUUGCUCUUAAUUUUAACUCUCUGCUCUAAACAAGAGAUCCAGUAACAUAUGAGUGAUGGCUGCCUGGCAGACAGCUGAUUUUAUUUAGGUUUUAAGUGUUUAAGAAUGUUAUUUUUAAUAAAUGACACCACGGAGUGAUGAAUUUUACAGAAGUGUAUGUGGCUGCUCACCAGGCUGUGGCAUUAGGGGUAGAAUAGCUUCAUUCUCUUGCUGCAAGAAGCAGGUAACAUUCUAGUGCCACUUUCAGUGUAAGUUAUAAGUUCCAGGCCCUUGGACCCCUACCUGGAAGCCGUCAAUGAAAUAAGACAAAGGGGAACUAAUAGUGCCUUGUUUAAGUGCAAAGCUAACAGAGAAUUAAAACCUUAUUUUUUUUUAGGUUUUUUGGGUUUUUAAAAAUAAAUAUUGUUUAGU
Molecule: messenger RNA, 1208 nt
Organism: Hirundo rustica (Barn swallow)
Lineage: Eukaryota; Metazoa; Chordata; Aves; Passeriformes; Hirundinidae
Gene: ORC6
Product: origin recognition complex subunit 6
Exons: 7
Coding region: 7-807 (266 amino acids)
Biological process (GO): DNA replication initiation; DNA replication
Cellular component (GO): nuclear origin of replication recognition complex
Molecular function (GO): DNA binding
Source: RefSeq, a predicted model, not a curated record